Molecule: messenger RNA, 1578 nt
Organism: Ilyonectria robusta
Lineage: Eukaryota; Fungi; Ascomycota; Sordariomycetes; Hypocreales; Nectriaceae
Product: Tannase/feruloyl esterase
Exons: 1
Coding region: 1-1578 (525 amino acids)
Source: RefSeq, a predicted model, not a curated record
AUGGGACUCUAUAAUUCCCCUAUAUUUCUACUGCUACUCCUGCUCCUAGGAGCAGAGCAAGCCCUUUGCUCCCAGCGUGAUAAGUGUGCCAGACUAUCACGGACACUCAAGCUCGCCAACGUCACGAUACACAACGCCGCUUUCGUUGCGGCAGGAACCAACCUUACCUUUCCAAAUGAUCACCCAACUUGCACGACCAGGUCUCAGGUUGUUCGCGCUGACAUUUGCCGCGUUUCAUUGCUGGUAGUCACAGGGCCACGAAGCAAUGUCACGCUUGACGCCUGGCUGCCUCUUGACUGGAGCGGAAGAUUCCUCACAGUAGGCAAUGGGGGAUUGAGUGGUUGUAUUAAACACGAUGAUCUUAACUACGGAUCCUCUAUGGGCUUUGCCACCAUUGGUGGCAAUAACGGCCACGACGGAACCUCGGGCUCGCCGUUUUACAAGAACCCGGGGGUGCUGGAGGAUUACGUCUACCGCUCUGUUCACCUCUCCGCUGUGCUCGGGAAGAAAAUUAGCCAGAAGUUCUAUGGAAAAGAGCACACCAAGUCGUACUAUCUCGGAUGCUCAACUGGGGGUAGACAAGGCUUCAAGGAGGCACAAGACUUUCCCGAAGAUUUCGAUGGCAUUGUCGCCGGCGCUCCCGCUUUCGACUUGAAUGCCCUGAUGUACUGGACUGGCCAGUUCUAUCUUGACACAGGAAAGGCUGGGACGGCGUCGUUUCUCUCUGCGGCCCAGUGGGAUCUGGUCUAUGAGGAUAUUCUGCGCCAGUGCGAUGGCCUGGAUGGUCUUGUGGACGGGAUUAUUGAGGACCCGGAUCUUUGUCAAUACCGUCCUGAGGAAUUGAUCUGCAGCACGAAGCAAAAAAGCGGUUGUCUUACAGGGGAACAGGCGGCCACUGUGCGGGCUGUCUUCUCGCCCGUCUACGGUCCCGACGGCAAACUGGUUUAUCCUCGCUUCCAGCCUGGAGCCAAUUCCACCGCGCGGUUUUUCGCCGGCGAACCCCAUGAUUACCCAGUUGACUGGUUUCGAUAUGUCAUCCACGAAGAUCCAUCAUGGGACCCUGCAACGUUGAACGUCAAGGACUGGACGGCUGUGUCCAAACGGAACACAUUCAACGCCGCGACCUGGAAGGGCGACCUGUCCGGCGUGCAGAAACGGGGGACCAAGAUCCUGCACUACCACGGCCUUCAAGACAACGCCAUUAGCAGUGACAACUCGGCCCGCUACUACAACCACGUGUCGCGAACCAUGGGGCUUCCUUCGGACGAGUUGGACGAGUUUUACAGAUACUUCAGAAUCUCCGGCAUGGCUCACUGCCGCGACGGAAGCGGCGCCAGUUUCAUCGGAGGCAACCUGCAAACGCUGGCGGAAUACAGCCCUGAUGAGAACGUCCUGGCCGCUGUUGUUAGAUGGGUCGAGGAGGGUAUUGCGCCAGAGUUCAUUAUGGGCACGCAGUUCGAUGAUGGAACGAGCUCUGGAGAGGUUGUGUUGCAGAGAAGGCACUGCAAGUAUCCAACUCGAAAUGUUUACAGCGGAAAAGGUGAUCCCAACUCAGCAGAUAGCUGGGAUUGUGUUUAG